This is a messenger RNA of Paramecium sonneborni, 3519 nucleotides long. The record is from the annotation of a GenBank genome assembly. NCBI's taxonomy places the organism in Eukaryota, Ciliophora, Oligohymenophorea, Peniculida, Parameciidae.
AUGGGAAAUAUGUUAUUUAUACCUUGUCUUGAUUAAACAAGAAAAAAUAGACUAAAAUCAGAAGAUUAACUUUAAUAAGAAGAAAAUUAUGGAGAUGUAUAUGAGGAUGAGUAUAAUAUUUCAACAGGAUUCAUGAAAUCUAAAUUCUAAAUAAAAAAAUUUGUUAAUAACUAAGUUUAAUACUUAUCAGAAAAUGGUAUAAAAAUGAAAAUGUAAAUAAAUAUUUGAUUAAAUUGUAGAGAUUAUAUCAAAGAUUAAUCCUAGAUUCAAGAAUCAAUUACAAAUCUAGAAUAAAUUAUGCAUUUAUAAUGGAUUGGUAAAUAUGGACAUGAUCAUCUAAAAAUUGGAAAAUGGACAGCAAUUUGGUAAGGUGAAUCUUUAAUUGAUAUUGGUGGCUUUUAUUCAAUCGAUGGAAAAAAAUAAGGCUAAUGGAAUUAAUUAAUAAAAAAUUAUAAUUAGUAAUAAAGAAAUUAAUUUUUUUAAAAGACAUGCUAAAGUUUAUGAAUUUGGAGAAUAUUACAAAAAUUUAAGAAUUGGGAUAUGGAAAUAGUAUUAUAAAGGUGAUUUUAUGUAUAAUAUAAAAAAUAUAUUUAUAGUUCUCAAGGAUAAUAUGAUUAAGAUGGAGAGAAAAUAGGAAAAUGGAUAGAAUUGAGCAAACAUUUUUCUGAGUAUUAAAGAAGAUAUUAUAAUUUAGUCAUAGUUAAAUAAUUUUUAAGGGAGAGUAUAAGCAUGGUGAAAAAAUAGGUCUUUGGGAGAUUUAUUUAAAAAGUUUUAUGGAUAACGAUAAAUCAUAUAAAUAAAUGUAAAAAUAUUUUAGAUAAUUAUAUUUUAGAGGUUAUGGAUUAUAUUAAUAUAAAAAAGGAAGUGAUUUUACAGUGAAAAAUGGAAAAUGGAUUGAAUUGAAUGAUGAAUAUUGUUGGUAUAUAUAUUAAAUUAUUUAUAAUUUUAGUGAAUAUUAAGUUAUUCAUAAAGGUAGAUAUAAUGAUGGAAUAAAAAUUGGUAGUUGGGAUAUUUUAGUUAAAACGUUUGAAUAAAAAAGUUUUAGAAAAAUGUAUGGAUAUUUAAUUUAAUACUUAUGAUUCUUAAAUAAAUAAGUGGAGGAGGAUCAUAUUAAGAAAUUAAAGAAUAGAAUAAUGAAUUUUUAUAAGGGGUGAAAAUAGGAAAAUGGAUAGAGGUAAUUAAUGGGUUUAGAAGGUAAAAUAAUUUGAUUGUGAAUUCUUUUUAGUGAACGUUAAGUAAUUUUUAGUGGUGAAUAUAAUAAUGGUUUAAAAGUUGGUAGAUGGGAUACAUUCUGGAAGGAUAAUGAUCGAAGUUCUUAUAAAUAAAUGUUUAUCUUCAUGUUUAUUAUAUAUAGUGGUGGAGGAUCUUAUGAUUAUGAAAAAAAAGAUGAUGAUGUCAUUUAUUCAGUUAAAGUAGGAUGUUGGGUAGAAUUAAGUGAUAACUUUUGCAAGUAAUUUAUAUAUUUAAAUAUUUAUAAUUAGAAAUUAUUAAGUCAUAUUUAAAGGUGGAUAUAAAAAUGGUAAGAAAGUUGGUAGAUGGGAUACAAGAUAUAGAUGGAGAAAUAUGUAUUACAUAACUUUAAGUUUUUCUAUUUUAGUGGAGGAGGAUCAUAUGGAAUAAACUAAUUUAUAGAAGGAAAUUAAUAGAAAACUGGAUAAUGGAUUGAAUUGGGUGAUAAUUUUAAUAAGUAUCUUAAUUAUUUUUAUAAUUAGUGAUUGUCAAACUAUUUAUAAAGGAGAAUAUAAAAAUGGAAAAAAAGUUGGGAAAUGGGAUAUUUUAUAUAGAAAUCAUCCUUUUAACUCAUUUCUAUAAAUGUAAUAAUUCUAAUUUUAAAUUAUUUUAAAGUGGUGGUGGAUCAUAUCAUCAAGAUGUUAGAUUUUGUUUUGGAAUUAAGUAAGGUAAAUGGAUAGAAUUGAUAAAUGGAUUUUGUUAGUAUUAAAUUAUCAUUAAUUAUUAGGUAACGUUAGAUACUUUGUGAAGGUGAAUAUCAUUUUGGUAAAAAAGUAGGGAGAUGGAAUUAUUUAUUUAAGUUUCAUGAAAAUGAACCAUUUGAAUAAAUGUAAUAAAACAAAUUAUAAUGCAUUUUAUUUGAUUUUUUAGAGGUGGUGGAUUAUAUGAACAAAAAUAUAUAGAUUAAAAUGAAAUUAAUUGCUUAAGCAUCAAAUAAGGAUUAUGGAUUGAAUUAUUUGAUGAUUUUUGUUGGUAUUGUAUGAUUGAUUAUUUAUUAUUGAUAGCCCUUCUUAAAUAAUUUAUUAAGGAGAAUAUCAUUAAGGUAUCAAGGUUGGAAGAUGGGAUAUUUUUUAUUUGAGAUGUCAAAAUAAAAUUGAAUAAAUGUAAUAAUUACAAUUAUCAGUCCUCAAAUAUUAAUUAUUUUUUUGUAAAGUGGUGGAGGAUUAUAUGCGAUAAACAACAAUAAUAAUAGUGUUAUUAGAAUUGGUUUAGGACAUAAAUCAGGAAAAUGGAGAGAAUUGUUAGAUUGGUAUUUCAGUAUAAUACAUUUUUAAAGGGAACACUAAAUUAUUUAUGAAGGAGAAUAUUUAUACAGUCAAAAGGUUGGAAAAUGGGAUAUUUAUUUAAGGAAGAAUUAGGAUGAAUAAUUAGAAUUAAUGUAAAAAUUAUUUAAUUCAAUUUCAAUUAUUUUUUAGUGGUGGUGGAUAAUAUGAUUUAAAACAAACAUGUUUUGGGUAUAUAUCAAUAAAGACUGGAUAUUGGGUUGAUGUAUAGCAUGAAUUCUAAAAGUAAUAUAUUUAGACUUCAAUUCAUAUAGUUUGGUUUUAAAUAGUGGAGAAUACAAAGAUGGUUAAAAAUUUGGUAGAUGGAAUUAAAUGUUUAAAAAAAAUAAUUUUUCAUUUGAAUCUAAUUAAGAAUAUAGUAGCUAGGGUGAAUUUUAAAUUUGAAAUAAAUAAUGAAUUUAAAUAUUUAUUUUAAAUUAUAAUUUUUUAUGUUAUAAACCAAAUUAUUGAAAUAAAUUAAAAUAUAAUACUCAGUCAAAUUAUUACAUACAAGUUAAUUUUACAUUCAUAAUUAUUAAUACAAAAAUUGCAAGAUAGAUAUUGCUAAUUCUAAUUUCAUUAAGUUUUCAAUUAACUUUAUACUAAUAUUUUAUGUAAUGAUUCUUUUUAUCACUAGUCUAACUGGCAAAAAUAAUCAAACACUAGGAUAAAAUAAAUGGUUGAUUUUUCAAUUGAAUGGGUCGCAUAAAUUUAUUAUUUAAAUAUGAUGAAAUUAGUAAGAAUUUACACUUAUAAGGAAUAAUUUAUAUUUUUGGGGGUGAUUCCAAAAUUUGAUAAAAAUAAAUAUAACAUAACAAUUAUUCUAUAAAUAAUGAUCCAUUUUUUUAAGUUUUUCAAAUUAACUAAUACAAUUUUAAAAUAUAUAGAAAUAUAAGAGUUAAACUAUAAAUAAAAUCAUAUUUUAACUAUCGCUUCUAGCAAUGACUAGAUAUUAUUUGAAUAUUCUUAGAAAUGUAUUGGAGAUGAAAUAUAAAAGAUAAAAUUAUAUUUAAGAGUAGAUUAUUGA